This is a messenger RNA of Gadus morhua (Atlantic cod), 1411 nucleotides long. Its product is annotated as leucine-rich repeat extensin-like protein 2. The record is from RefSeq and is a predicted model, not a curated record. The coding region runs from base 74 to 1411 and encodes 445 amino acids. Lineage: Eukaryota; Metazoa; Chordata; Actinopteri; Gadiformes; Gadidae. The transcript has 4 exons.
AUUUCCAGGUGUAGAAAGUGAAACCAGAAGGAACAGACAGUUCUGCGAUCCGCCAAGCUCAAGGUACUCCUUUAUGAGACAGAGAGUAAGAGGCCACGGUAAAGAACCCAACAAAAUGAGCGUGGAAAAGGCUUAUGAUCCGUCGGACCCGUCAUUCAAAUUCGUCGACAGACUGGACGAGAUCGACCCAUAUCAGGAUGAGUCUUGCAGAGCAGAGAUGUCGUGCGGUCACGCCGUCACGCCAGGAUCUCUGACAGGAUGGUGCCGCAGUUUGCUCAGCAAGGGGCAGUCCAAAUUUACUUGCCCAGCCGUUCAGCCAGAUGGCGAAAUGUGUGGCGCCGAAUGGUCUUAUCAAGAGGUCCGUCGCUUUGCUCUGUUGACCGCUGAGGAGAUGGACCAUUUCGAGAAAGAACUUGCCCGUAUAGUUGUUGCCAAAUUCAAAACAUGCCCUGGCUGUAAAACCUACGUGGAACGACAGGCCUUAGACAAUCUCUGUUUCGACUGCACUAUCUGUGAGGAAAGCAACAAGCCCACCAUGCAGUUCUGCUGGCAGUGCCUGAGGCCGUGGAAGGGGAGGGCGCCGCGCAGCGACCGCUGUGACAACGAAGACUGCUCAGACAAGGUGCUGGAGCUGCUGCAAGGGUGUGGCACCAUCACACUGUCCCAGGUACCGGGGGUGGGGCCCUGCCCUUCCAUCCGGGCCUGCCCCACCUGUGGCAUGAGGGUUGAGCACGACAAGACCGGCUGCAAGAACAUCGUGUGCCCACGCUGCCAGGUGGGGUUCUGCUUUGUGUGUCUGAAGCUCACCGGGCAGUGCCUUCAGACCAGCUCCUAUUUCAGAGCGUGCAGCAGCGGCAUCGCACCGAGGCAGACCGCCAUGCCAAUAUGGCAUGGCGGCAAUAUGGCCCCCCGAUCCAGCGUGGUCCCCCAACCCCCUUUGGCCCCCCUUGAUUCCUUAUUCCUUGACCACCCGUGGCUCUCUGACCCCCUCACGAGGCUCCCUGACCCCCUCACGAGGCUCUACGACCCCCUCACGAGGCUCUACGACCCCCCCACGAGGCUCCCUGACCCCCUCACGAGGCUCUACGACCCCCCCACGAGGCUCUCUAACCCCCCCACGAGGCUCCCUGACCCCCCCACGAGGCUCUACGACCCCCCCACGAGGCUCUACGACCCCCCCACGAGGCUCUCUGACCCCCCCACGGGGCUCUCUGACCCCCCCACGGGGCUCUACGACCCCCCCACGGGGCUCCUUGACCGCCCCACGAGGCUCUCCCAACCGGGGCUCUACGACCCCCCCACGGGGCUCCUUGACCGCCCCACGAGGCUCUCCCAACCGUGGCUCCCCGACCCCCCGUGGCUUCCUCUGGCCCCCCUGUGGCUCCCCCAGGUCCCCCGUGGCCCCCCCUGA